Molecule: messenger RNA, 1839 nt
Organism: Kogia breviceps (pygmy sperm whale)
Lineage: Eukaryota; Metazoa; Chordata; Mammalia; Artiodactyla; Physeteridae
Gene: ACP6
Product: acid phosphatase 6, lysophosphatidic
Biological process (GO): dephosphorylation; lysobisphosphatidic acid metabolic process
Cellular component (GO): mitochondrion
Molecular function (GO): lysophosphatidic acid phosphatase activity
Source: RefSeq, a predicted model, not a curated record
GUGCUCCUCUGCGUGGGUCCGCUUGGGGCAGGUCCCCGGGUCGGUGAGAAAGUGGGUGGGAGCUUGCUUAUAAAAAAGUGGAGUCCAGUGGUCUGUAUUAAUGGAGUCACUGGCGCCCAGGAACUCUGGGCAGGUUCCUGUCCCGUCAAGAGUGCUGGAGGCCGAACUUGGAAUACAAGUUUAAGGUUCCCUAGAGGACGAAGGAUAAGGAGCUGAGCUCCCCGCUCCCCCUCCCAGUCUGCGGCGGGAGAGGCCAACCCCGACCCUGGUUAAAACUCCCGGGGAGUCAUCGCUGCUCCCUCCGCUUCUUCCCCCACGCUCCCACUCGGGGUCCCCUUCACAGCUGGGAGUCGCAGCGGUCGCAGCUUGCGCGGGUGGAUGUGCUCGCCCACCGGUUCCCGGGAACUCGGGGGCGGCUGCUGAGCCACGUCGAUCGCGGAGGACUUGUAUUCGCUUUCUGCAUCCUCACCCCGGAGGGGAGCCGAGGGGUUUCCACCAUGAUCUCCCGGGUCUUCAGGGUGCGCAUGUGGGCCCCGGUGGGCGUCCUGACCUCGCUGGCGUACUGCCUCCACCAGCGGCGGGUGGCUCUGGCCGAGCAGCGGGGGGAUGACGACCAGAAUUCCGUCGACCGAAGCCUGCUGGAGUUGAAAAUGGUGCAAGUCGUGUUUCGACACGGGGCGCGGAGCCCUCUCAAGGCGCUUCCGCGGAAGGAGCAGGUAGAGUGGAAUCCCCAGCUGCUAGAGGUCCCACCCCAAACUCGGUUUGAUUACACAGUCACCAAUCUAGCUGGUGGCCCGAAACCACAUUCUCCUUUCGACUCUCAGUACCACGAGACCACGCUGAAGGGGGGCAUGUUUGCUGGACAGCUGACCAAGGUGGGCAUGCAGCAGAUGUUUGCCCUGGGAGAGAGGCUGAGGAAGAACUACGUGGAGGACAUCCCCUUUCUUUCGCCAACCUUCAACCCACUGGAGGUCUUCAUUCGUUCCACUAACAUAUAUCGGAAUCUGGAGUCUACCCGGUGUUUGCUGGCUGGGCUUUUCCAAUGUCAGAAAGAAGGACCCAUCAUCAUCCACACUGAUGAAGCAAGCUCUGAAGUCUUGUACCCCAACUACCAAAACUGCCGGAGCCUCCGGGAAAGAACCAGAGGCCGGAGGCAGGCUGCUUCUCUGCAGCCAGGGAUCUCAGAGGAUUUGAAGAAAGUGAAGGAAGGGAUGGGCAUUGCCAGUAGCGAUGGAGUGGACUUCCUCAUCCUCCUGGACAACGUGGCUGCUGAGCAGGUGCACAGCCUCCCGAGCUGCCCCACACUGAAGAGGUUCGCAUGGAUGAUUGAGCAGAGAGCGGUGGACACAGCCUUGUACAUCCUGCAAAGGGAAGACAGGGAAAGCCUUCAGAUGGCAGUGGGCCAAUUCCUCCACAUUCUGGAGAGCAACCUGCUGAAAGUCGUGGACCCUGCCACUCCGCCCGGCAAGACCAGAAAGCUGUACCUCUAUGCAGCUCAUGAUGUGACCCUCAUGCCUCUCUUAAUGGCCCUGGGGAUUUUUGACCACAAAUGGCCCCCAUUUGCUGUGGACCUGACCAUGGAACUCUAUCAGCACCGGGAGUCUCAGGAGUGGUUUGUGCAGCUCUAUUACCGUGGGGAGGAGCAGGUGCCGAAAGGUUGCCCUGACCGGCUCUGUCCACUGGACAAGUUCUUGAACACCAUGUCAAUUUAUACCUUGAGCCCAGAAAAAUACCACACAGUCUGCUCUGAAGCCCAAGUGAUGGGACUUGAAAAUGGAGAGUGAGUGAUUUGUACAAGUAGGAUGUGUUGAUUUUUUUAAAUAAAAUGCCUUUACACAA